Physella acuta is the source of this 2032-nucleotide messenger RNA. RefSeq names its product chromosome partition protein Smc-like. Gene Ontology annotation, molecular function: protein binding. The record is from RefSeq and is a predicted model, not a curated record. NCBI's taxonomy places the organism in Eukaryota, Metazoa, Mollusca, Gastropoda, Physidae.
UACGUUGUUUUGAUUUCUUGUUGUGGCUGAUCUACACGUAGUUAAAUCACCACAACAAGAGAGAUAACUCUCAUAUUGACAACGCGUUUCGGGAAAUCCUGCUAUUAUUUAACGGAGGAUGUUCUGCAACUCUACAAAAUUCCAGUCGUUUGAUUCCUCACAACAAAAAUAGCCCUACUUAAGAUGCCUACAAGAAUUCAGGUCAAGCUUGUUACGGAGCACAAGAAAUAUUUGGAAGAACAGAUACAAGUUCUGGAACCUGUUUUGGGAAAUAUAAAAAAUGUUGUUACAAAAAGUAAGGCGUGGCUAGAAGAAAAAACUGACCAAUCAUCUGUCAGCUACAUCGAGCUAUCUCAAGAACUGGACACAGCAGCCACGGCCUUGUUGGAUGUGACGUCAUAUAUUUUAAGCGAAAAUGAAGAGCUUGUAGAUGUUGAUGGUAGAACGCCAUCUUUAGCUCAGUCUACUCUAGAGCCUACAAAAACAGAGACACCUGACCAAAGUGAAUCAACAAAUCAAGUGACUAAACUAGUUGAAAAUCAAGAAGAAGUAUUCACUCGACUGGGGCUUUUAGAAAGCAGCAUAUCUUGUCUACAAAGUUCAAUACAAAAAACUAAAGAAGAUACGUCAGAAAUAAAUCAAUGGAGAAACAACUUUGUAACAGAAAAGAAUGACAUGGAGCUAAAAAUUGAACAACUGACUAAAAAACAAAAGCUGAAUUUUAAAAACCUCAGAAAACAAAUAAGUGAACAAGAUAACAAAGUAAAGGAGCUGAACAAAGAAAUUGAAAGCUUAAAAGAAAAAGAAUCCAAGUCAAACAAAACACUAGAGAAACUGUCUCUAGAUAUGAAAGAAUAUGAAAACAACUUACUUAAAAUAAGUAAAGAGAUGCAAGAUCACGCAGAUACAACUGAGAGUAUAACACAAGAAAUUAAAAGACAUUCAGAUCAGAUGUCUACCCUACAAGAAGAGAGUUAUAAAAUCAAGCUUAAUACAUCAACUCAAAUAGAAAAGCACAGUCUAAUGUACAAACUCCUCCAACAAAGGUUGAUGCCCAUUGACAAACUGAUUCAAAUCUUUAACCAGAACUUGGAAACAAGGGAAAAAAGAAUAACAAAGCUGGAAAAUAUUGAAGAUGCUAUUUCAAAAUUGUCCAAAGAUUUGAAUCUCAUAGAGUCACGUGUAUGUAACAGAUAUGCUUGUUAUGUACAGCUUGAUGAACACACACCUGUUAGUCAUGGAUCAAUUAUUUCAACAUUUUAUGAAGUACGUGAAUAUAACGGUCAACAUUUUAAUCAAACAACAGGAAAAUUUGUAUCACCGCAUGAUGGUUUAUAUCUUGUCUGUGUGACUCUUAAUGAAAGGGAAGAUAAACAGAUCAUAGUUGGUGUUCGGGCUAGAGACGAGUGGUUUACGACUAUAGAAGUGAAAUGUGCCAACACUAGCGCUGCUGAGUCAGUGGUUGUUGACAUGAAGAAAGGUCAAGAACUUUACCUUAAAGUGUUUUACGCAGAUAAAGGCGCAGCUUUAUCCUGCUACAACAGUUUUACUAUCGUUAGUUUAUAGAAGUACAACACGAAAUAUGGUGGAUGGUAAAUUCUCAAACAAUAAAAUAUGUAACCACCAUGUAAUACACACGCUAACCACUUUCUAUGUGUGUAGACUACAUGUCCGCACAAACUUAAGUGGUUUAUAUGUUAUUUGUUUAGUCAUCAUUUGGGAGUUCUAGCUUAUUCAAUGUGCUCACCAAUAAUGUGUCAUACUUGACGCCACUAAGCUCAUAUCUCUAAUAGACUAUAAGACUGCUUUGUUUAAAUAUCUUUUAUCACGCACUAGGUGUAUGGUCUAAUCAUAAUUUUCAUGUUAAUUGUUAAAACAAACAACUUAUACCUGGAACUACAUGAUUAUGAACUAUUUAAAAAAAGAUUGUUAGAAUGAGUUCACUUAACAAACAUUAACAUUUGUAUUGUGUAUUAAAAAAAUUAAUUUGUUAUAAAUUUUAAAGAAUUUUUAUAUUAUUAUACUGCAAAGA